CGGUAUAUAAACUCCCCGGAGGAUCAUCUUCUCAGUUCACUUCGCGUCUUCAGUUCUACAGCAAUAUGAAUAGCCAGUUGGCCAAGCUGGUCGUCUUGGUGCUGUCGUGCAUCGGCAGCGAUGUUCUGGCGGGUCUUCUGCCGGGGGGUGCUGCAGGAAGUGGAUAUCAAUACAGUCGACCAGGUAGUGGCGGAUUCGGUGGCGGUGGUGGAGGUGGCGGCGGAGGAUACGCAGGUGAUGCCGGUUUCGGCGGCAUCAGCAGAACAAGACCCAACCAGGCUUAUGGCCCACCCGGGAGCCAGGCUUACAGCCCACCCGGGGGCCAGACUUACGGCCCACCUGGGAGCGGCGGCGAUACUUUCGGCAGACCGAGUGCUUUCGGUGGACAGCCGUCGUCCUACAGACAACCACAAUUCGGUGACAGUGGCAGCGGUGGAUACCAGGAUCGUGGUGCUGGAGGAUUCCAAGGAGGAUAUGGAUAUGGUGGACGUGAUAGUGAGAGGCCUCAGCCGUACAGCUUCCAAUACGAAGUCAUCGAUCCGCCGAGCGGCAAUGAUUAUUCUCAACGCGAGAGUAGCGAUGGUAACGUUGUUCAAGGAGAAUACAAAGUUUUAUUGCCAGACUCGAGGACGCAGAUCGUCCGAUAUACAGCUGACGAUGUAAACGGAUAUAACGCGGAAGUUCAAUAUGAAGGGCAAGCUCAAUAUCCUCGCGCUGGAGGCUAUGGCGGCGGCGGUUAUCAAGGAGGUAGAGGUGGUGGCUUCGGCGGACCUGCAGGUGGUUUCGGCGGACCUGGGGGUGGUUUCGGCGGAUCCGGAGGUGGUUUCGGCGGACCAGGAGGUGGCUUCGGCGGAGACAGUGGCAGCAAUCAAUAUUUACCGCCGCGCAAUUCUUAUCGCAAAUAAUCAUCCACAACACGGGCUAUCUUACCAAAAUAACGACAUAUGCAUGACGCGCGCAUUUACGGAGACAACCGUCACGGACCUCCCUCGGCUUUUUUAUUCUGAAUACGAUAAUUCGCACCCAAUACAAACACACAUAAAAACACACACACACAUAUAUACCUCCUCCUCUUAAUCACCUGCGCAUCCACAGAUCACUUUCACUCGUAUUUAACAUUUACACGACGACUAAUUAGGGUAACUUCAUACGCAUGCAUGAGUGUGUAUGUGUUUAUAUAUAUAUUAUACGACAUAUUUUUUUGUAUACAUGAUAUAAUUGUGUACUGUAAAACAUACGCUUCUGUACUUUUCGUUAAGCGAUUAUCAAUCUCUUAUGUUAUGUAUUUACGUAUUUAUAUGAGCUUUGUAGUAAAAUAUGAAUGAAGUACCGUACGCGGCGUGAACCCCUGGUGGCGGAGUGGGAGAGUCGGUGAUCAAGUCAAUUACGCUAUAAAUUUAUUGUAUUUAACAAUUACUAAAAUAAAUUACAAACUAAGCACAAGUAUAUUAUCUCGAAACUUGCUACUUGGAUUUACCCAUGGAAAAAGAGCUGAGUCGUAUUAAG
Messenger RNA from Camponotus floridanus (Florida carpenter ant), 1506 nucleotides. Its product is annotated as pro-resilin. NCBI's taxonomy places the organism in Eukaryota, Metazoa, Arthropoda, Insecta, Hymenoptera, Formicidae. The record is from RefSeq and is a predicted model, not a curated record. Gene Ontology annotation, cellular component: extracellular matrix. The coding region runs from base 66 to 905 and encodes 279 amino acids. The transcript has 4 exons.